UCCUCAAUUUCCUACGACCUGCUGACUCACAGAGCAAUUGGCAGUGCAUUUGGCAGGCAAGUACUUGGGCCCCGCGCGCUAGAGGGGCGCGUAGGGCACGUAUAUAAGCACUAAAGCCCUAUCACUGCCUAAGUCUAACAGGAACCCCCAACGCACAACUUGAUAAAAUGAAGGCUAUUCUGUGCGUAUUCCUCCUGGCCGCGGCCGCAGUCUACGGCGCCGAAGAGAAAAAGAACGAGAAGCGCGGCCUGUUGGGGCUGGGCUACGGUGGGCUGGGCUACGGCGGGCUAGGCUACGGCGGCCUGGGCUGGUCCGGCGGACUCGGCCACGGGCUGUACGGCGGGCAUGGGCUCGGCCUGUACGGCGGACACGGACUCGGCGUGGCCGCGGCGCCCAUCGUCAGCCAUAGCGUGGCUAUCCCCGCGCCCGUCAUCAGCCAUAGCAUCGCAGCCGCGCCCAUACUCGACCACGGCCUCAUCGGCGGGCACGGGCUCAUCGGUGGCCACGGCCUCAUCGGCGGCCACGGCCUGGUGGGGGCUCCCCUGCUGGGGCUCGGCCACGGCUGGCAUUGA
Molecule: messenger RNA, 572 nt
Organism: Pararge aegeria (speckled wood butterfly)
Lineage: Eukaryota; Metazoa; Arthropoda; Insecta; Lepidoptera; Nymphalidae
Gene: CPH32
Product: chorion class B protein B.L1-like
Exons: 2
Coding region: 168-572 (134 amino acids)
Source: RefSeq, a predicted model, not a curated record